AUGCCGUGCCGUCCAAUAGUGUUGUCAGGACCAUCAGGAGGUGGCAAAAGUACGAUUCUUACUCGAGCAAUGAAGGAAUACCCGAACAGCUUUGCGUUCAGCGUAUCGCAUACUACUCGCAAGCCGAGGAAUGGUGAAGAGCACGGUGUACACUAUUGGUUCAUUGAACACGAUGAAAUGCAGCGCAUGAUAGCUAAUGGCGAAUUUCUCGAACAUGCUACAUUUGGAGGAAAUACUUAUGGGACGAGCAAAAAAGCUGUCAACGAUGUGGAACAGACGGGAAAGAUCUGCGUGCUGGAUAUCGAACUGCAAGGAGUGCGAAAUAUCAAGAACUCUCACAUUAAUGCACGUUUCAUUCUGAUCCGUCCUCCUACGCUAGAAAUCUUGGAAUCCCGUCUUCGUGCGCGUGGAACAGAAAAAGAGGAAGAUAUCGUUAAGCGUCUGAAACAUGCUAGAGAAGAUCUCGCUGCAGUUGAGCAGAAUCCGGAUUUGUUCGACCACGUCAUCGUAAAUGAUGAUCUCGAAAGAGCCUAUAAGGAGUUCAUCCAAGUAAUUGAAGAAGACCUUAUGUCAAUAUCGAACUGA
Molecule: messenger RNA, 585 nt
Organism: Haemonchus placei
Lineage: Eukaryota; Metazoa; Nematoda; Chromadorea; Rhabditida; Trichostrongylidae
Source: the annotation of a GenBank genome assembly